Messenger RNA from Rosa chinensis, 5118 nucleotides. RefSeq lists its product as uncharacterized. The transcript has 5 exons. Lineage: Eukaryota; Viridiplantae; Streptophyta; Magnoliopsida; Rosales; Rosaceae. Gene Ontology annotation, molecular function: zinc ion binding; protein binding. The record is from RefSeq and is a predicted model, not a curated record. The coding region runs from base 2410 to 4707 and encodes 765 amino acids.
UUUCUUCAAUCGUCUCUCUCCAAGUUUGCCGGUGGAAGCAUGAAAGAAGCGAAAGCCAACAGUCAGUACCAGCAGCCGCAGCAGCACCAGAACGCCGGAUCAAUUGGGAGAUGUCUUGCAUUGGAUUCGACAAGGCAUUUCCCUUGUGUGUGGGCUACUUUGGGGUGAAAUAGCUCAAGUAGAUUUUGGGCGCUUCACUCUUCACGGCAAAUGACAUCUCUUGGAGAAGAGAACCCCAACAAUGAUACCCUUAUGUUUAUGGAUCUUGCUUUAGAACAGGUACUGUUUAGACUUCUCCCAAGUAGGCUGUAAUUUUGAACCGCUAGGUGUUUUUCUGAUCAAUUACUUUCAGUUUAAGAACUAACUACAGGUUUUUAUAUCGUGGAUUGUAAUUGGCUUGGAUUUCAGGAUAGUGAAAAUUUGUCUAUCCCUGACAAACACCCAAAGUUGAUUUCAAUGAUGGACCGGUCUGGUUAAGUUACUGUCUGCCUGUCACUGAGGUUUCUGUACAGUUCUGAGACCUCAGCAGUGCAAUUUAUAUUUUCUAGUCCUUUUAUAGUAUGAUUGAGUUUGUUUUUGUUGCUUAUCUGUUGUUGUUGGUGCUAUUGGUAGUUCCAAUAAUCUGACUGAGAUUUCCUAUCAAUAAAAGAAAUUUCCUUCAGAUUCAGCUCUAGUCUUCAUGUGGAUUGCCUCUCUUUACUUUAUUCUGCUUGAUAUAUAUUCUUUUUUUUUUUCCUUUUUAUUCUGGUGUUAAGUUGGCUUCCAUAGCUGAUAUUUAACUUCUAUAUUUCUUACUGCUUUAUCUAGGCAAAGCUAGCUUUGGACAGCCUUGAAGUUCCUGUUGGGUACACCAUUUGUAUAUCUUAUAAAUUUGUUGUGCGUUGCCUUUUAAUAUUCUAUGCACAUUUCGUUUUAAGUUCACCUCUUACCCCGUUUCUUUGUUCACAUAACUUUUGGAUUUAUCCUAUUAGUCAUAUAAUUCAAGAUCUAGGCAAAGCUGCUUGAUAUGUUUAUGGCUGAUUGAAUGAUGUUGUAUGAUAUCAUUACUUUUGUUGCGCUGCUUGAGAGAUGUAGGUCUGUGAAUAUUAUUCUCCAUAGAUAGCCCACAGAAAGUUGAUUUGGUAAGUCAAUCACCUAUAGCAUUAUAAUAUAGGUCUUCACUACACAUAUAUACGUACUACAUUUAAAAUUUUCAUCAAUGCUUUCCAUAAUUCUGAAUACGAUUUUUUUGGUACUAUGUGUAGCACACAAUUUUGCUUGACAUCAUACCUAUAGCAUCAUAACAUGUUUCCGGUACAUUUGUAAGUGUUGUACGUUAAAAGCGUUCAUUUUCUAGAGGAGCUUGAAAUAUGGGAAAGAUCUAUACAAUCUGCAGAAUAGAACAGGAAAUGUAUGAGUUCAUGUUUAUAUGCAAUGCAUAUCUAUUUGUCUUGACUUAGUCCUUAGUGCACAUUUUAGUUUCAAACGGCAUUUGUUACUAAAUAAAAAGUCAUUGACAUGAAAACUGAGGAAUUGAAGCCAAUAUUUCUAUUGUUUUCAUUUGGAGAAUUCCAAUUCCUAACUGUCUAAGAAGAUUCAUCUAUUUCAUCUGAUUUGAGUUCUUUUGUAUGUGCAGGAUUUUUGAUAGAAAUAAUUUAUAACAAAUUACAUCUAAGUUAUUGACAGAAUAUUGUUUGACAGAUACAUCCUUAAAAGAUGAAAUUAAACAUCCAAGGACAAAAUCUUACAGAUAAGGACAAGUUGAUCUCCACUUGCCACCUGUUAUAAGGUUAAUUACUUAUUUGCCCUUAACUUAUUUUUUUGGGAAUAUAUUCCCUUACUGCUACAGAGACCGUCUCUCUCUCUCUCUCUAUCUUUCUCCUUCGUCAGCGACAGCUUCUUCUUCUUCUUCUUUAAUUUGAAACGCAGUGAGAGAACCCGUCCAUGGAAGCUUUCCAAUUUCUCUUCUCCUAUUGAAAGCGAUCGAAUUUCCAUGUAAGUUUUUUGAUUCUUCAUGUCUUCUUGCUUCAAAUUCAUGCUUCUGUGUCAAUUUCAUGCUUUCCAAGAUUUUGAUCAUCUACUGUUUCAUCCAAUUUUUUGUGAAUUUCUUCUAGUUUUGGUUCAAUUUGUUUCGUUUUGAAUUAUUGAACUCGUUUUAGGUUGAAUUUGAUUCUUCUUUUUUCUUUUUACUUUUCUAUUUUGAAUUUGUCUGUUGAUUUUUUACCUAUAAUUGGAACGGGAAUAUACUUCGAGGCUAUGAUAUUCAAUCCUGAAGUUUGAGGUCUGAGUUGGUUUAUAAUUGGAGUAUUGUGAUUUUAGUGUCUGAUGGUUUAUAAUUGUGUUUGAAUUUGUGUAAUAGCAGUAGCAGGUGGUUGAUUAUUGUAUAUUUGAGGUUUGAUAUCUUGUAGAGCAGUAGCAGAGUUUGAUGUGAUGUUUAGUUUUACUAUUAUCAUAGUAGCUGUUCUAAUAUUUUGGCUUUCAGGUUGUGCAGUAGCAGUAUAUAACAUUAAUAAUAGUUUUCUACAUGUGUUUUAUAGUAUGUCAAAGUCAACAUUUGGAAGAUUUACAUAUGGGACAGAGACUAUUCUUUUACCGUUGUCAUCAAGCACCACGUAUGAAAAUUUGUGUGCCAAAAUUUCCUCAAGGUUUCGAAACCUCAAGGAUGGUCAAUUUGUUUUUAGAUAUGCACUUAACGAUUGCCCCAAUUGCUACUUAGAGUGUGACGAUGAUAUUUUGAUCAUGUUGGAUAUCUUCCAACUGCUAAAUUUUCCCUUUAUAGAUAUACAUGUUCUUAAUGUUGGAGCUUGUUCCAAGAUGUGUGUCGAUAAACAGGAAAUUGCUGCUACUGUGGAUACUGCUAUUGUUAAUAUCCCUGAACUUGUUGAUGAAGAUCAUGCUAGUAGUGAUGAUUCAAACCUUGAGGAUGACAACAACAUGAUAAUUGGAAAUUUUGUGAGCAACAAGUCUAAAAGGAAGUAUAUGUCUAGUGAUUGGAAUGACAAUAUAUAUAAGAUUGGUCAAGUUUUCAUUGGUGGUGCCGUCGAAUUUCGGGAUAAGUUGUGCAAGUUUGCAGUUGAGAAGGGGUUUGAGUUUAACUAUGUUAAGAAUGACAAGUGCCGUGUUAGUGCUACUUGUGCCAAGAAAGAUUCCGAUGGGUGUGAAUGGUAUGUUUAUGCUUCCUUAAACAAGGCUAGUGGUUAUUUCCAUAUAAUAAAGUUGGUGAAUAAUCAUUUUUGUGUUGGUGUUGUCCGGCAUCAAAAUCAUAAGAGGUUAGGAUCCAAAGUUAUUUCCACUAUUAUGGCUGAUAAAGUCAGAUCCGAUCCUUUAAUUAAGCCCAAGGAUAUUGUCAAGCAUUUCAAGCAUGAUUAUGGGUUUGAUAUUCCUUAUCACAUGGCAUAUAGGGGCAAAGAGGCUGCUAAUAAGAUGUUACAUGGUAGUGAAGCAUUUGGGUAUUCUCUAUUGCCUUGGUAUAUUGACACAUUAAAGAGAACUAACCCCGGUUCAUAUUGCAUUCUUGACUCUCUUGAUAAUCGUUUUCGUCGAUUGUUUAUAUCUUAUGGGGCUUGCAUAAACGGCUUCAAAUAUUGUCGACCUAUGUUGUUCCUUGAUGGGACUUUUAUUAAAAACAAGUAUAAGGGGAUGCUAUUGGGUGCUUGUGCUAAAACAGGGAACAAAGAUGUUUUCCCAUUUGCCUUUGCCAUUGUUGAUGCUGAAAGUAAAGAGAAUUGGAGGUGGUUCCUUGAACAUUUGGCAAUAAUCUUGGCGAGCGACUACCGGACUAUUGUAUUCAUGACAGACCGUGGAGCUGGUCUUUUGGAUGGUGUGAAAGAGGUGUUUCCAAAUGCGCCUCACUCCUACUGUAUCAAGCAUCUAAAGGACAAUUUGAAUGGCAGGUAUCCAAGUUCCUAUGGUUCUACUUUUAAGGAACACAUUGUGAGAUUGUUUACACAAGCUGCAUAUGCUAGGACUUUAGAUAUCUUCAAUGAAAAGUUGGAAGAAUUUAGGAAGCAAAGUCGUGGGCAGGGUCAGUCCUUUCUUGCUAACUUGCCACCCGAAAACUAUGCUAUUGCUUGCUUCCCUGCUAAAAGAUAUGGCGAAAUGAGUAAUUCUUUGGCAGAGAGCUUCAACAACAUGGUCAAGGAUGAGAGAUGCAUGCCGCUGCCUCAGUUGCUUGAAGGCAUUCGUGUGAGAGUUAUGGAGAUUUUUUGUGAAAGGAAGGUUCAAUCUUCUACUUGGAGGAGUGUGCUAUGUCCUAAGCUUGAGAAAAAGUUGUCGAAAAGGAUAGAAACAGGGAGAAAUUGGAGAGUUAGCCAGUCUACUAAUGAUAUUUUUGAAGUUUGUACAGAGGAUAGCAAUGUCAUGGUGAACUUGGUUGAGAGGGAGUGUUCUUGUGCUUGGUGGCAGUUUAGGUGCUUCCCAUGUUCUCAUGCAGUUCAAGUAAUGCAGAAGGCGAACCGUAUCCCUUACCGUUACAUUGAAGAUUACUGGAAGACCUCAUUCUAUAGAAGUGCUCAUGAUCUUCCUAUUUUUCCAGUCCCGGAUCUUGAUAAGCCCAAUCCUAGUAGUUUUGGUGAUUCAGCUUUGCAGCCUCCCAAGACUCGAAAACCUCCCGGAAGACCACGGACAAGGAGGAUCAAGUCGUUUGGGGAAGAGUCCAGACCAGUGAAAUGCACACGGUGUGAUCAACUUGGCCACCACAAUCGCAGGUCAUGCAAUGUGGCGAUCUGAGACAGUAGCACAUUCAACAGUAACAGUAGCACAUGACAUGAUUCAGCAGUAGCAAAUUGAUUCAACAGUAGCAGCAGAUGGCAUGAUUCAACAAUAUGACAUGAUUCAGCAAUAGCACAUAACAUGAUUCAGCAGUAGCAGAUUGAUUCAACAGUAGCAGAUGGCAUGAUUCAACAAUAUGACAUGCAAUUUUUUGAUUCAUAUAUGUUCGCACUGCAAUUUUAUAUAGUAGCAGUGCCUCAGAUUAAUUUUUUGAGUUUUUGAGAAGUUUCUAUGUCAUGAGGAACUGAGUAUUAUGGGGAUAAAUGGUCAUGGAUGAUCGUUUUCAAGCAAUAGCUUAUUCAACAGUAGCAUAUGACAUUGUUUCGUUGUAGCAAAUUACAGAAAAAAGUUUAAUUUCAGUGAUUGAUA